AUAUUCAUACAUCACUUUCUCUGCCCAUGCUUAUAGAUUUUUCACAGCUGGAAAUCAUCUGAGCAAAUCUUUUAUAAGGGAGCAAACCCAGGAUCAGAGAGGUGGAGUUACUUGGCUAGACCUUCCCAGCUGCCCUUGCAGUUCUUUCUUCUGUCCCGGUGACCCUAUGAGCAGCUGUCGUCAGUAGACCUUUAUCAUAAGUCGAUCUUUCAUGAAUCCUCGCCUUUUGGGAUAUAGGCAUCUCAGCACAUUGCUUCCUAAGUGAUUGCAAUUUGUCAUUUUCAUACUGGAACUAGAUUGAGGGUACAACUAGUUUGAGCAAAUUUGUAGCUACACUGCCUGAACAGACACUAGGUGGCAACAGCCCACUCCAGUUAGGGUUUGAACAAUGGGACCUGAUGCUGGAAGGGGCCUUAGACACUGGAGGCCAAGCCCUCGUUUUUGCAAGAAAAGAAGACACAGAAAAACCAAGAACUUGAGACGGGAGUGACUUGCUCAGUAAUUUUUGAGCGAUCAAACGAUGCUGUUUGGAAAAAUUUCCCAGCAGUUGUGCGGUUUAAAGAAACUCCCAUGGUCAUGUGAUUCCAGAUCCUUCUGGGGCUGGCUGAAUACAGUGUUUAAUAAAGUGGACUAUGACCGCAUCAGGACCGUUGGGCCGGACAGGGCGGCGUCCGAGUGGCUGCUGCGCUGUGGGGCCACAGUCCGCUACCAUGGCCAGGAGAGGUGGCAGAAGGACUACAACCACCUCCCAACCGGCGCCCUGGACAAAUACAAGAUUCAAGCGAUCGAUGCGACAGACUCCUGCAUCAUGAACAUUGGAUUUGACCACAUGGAGGGCCUAGAACAUGUUGAGAAAAUAAGAUUGUGCAAGUGCCAUUAUAUUGAGGAUGACUGUUUGCAGAGACUUGGUCAACUUGAAAAAUUACAGAAAAGCCUAUUGGAAAUGGAAAUAAUUUCCUGUGGGAAUGUCACAGACAAGGGCAUCAUUGCUUUGCGUCAUUUAAGAAACCUGAAGUACUUGUUGUUAAGUGAUCUUCCUGGAGUAAGAGAAAAAGAAAAUCUUGUCCAAGUUUUUAAGACAACACUGCCUUCUCUUGAACUAAAAUUGCAGUUGAAGUAAAAUAAUGUUUUAGUAUGAAGGAGUAUUUGAAAUUGUUGGUCCUAAAAGGUAAUAAAUAUAUAAUCAUCAAUAGAAAUGUAACAGUGCCAUAUCAUGGCAUUUUAGAAGUACAGAAAAUAAUCUUCAUAUGUAGAAAAUAAAUAUUCAGACAUGACUCACUAAAGUUACCAAGUUGGAAGUGAGGAAUUAUGUAAUUAAAUCAUUUUAAGAAAAAUGCAAA
This is a messenger RNA of Chinchilla lanigera (long-tailed chinchilla), 1340 nucleotides long. RefSeq names its product ATP synthase, H+ transporting, mitochondrial Fo complex, subunit s (factor B) (gene Dmac2l). The record is from RefSeq and is a predicted model, not a curated record. The coding region runs from base 521 to 1120 and encodes 199 amino acids. Lineage: Eukaryota; Metazoa; Chordata; Mammalia; Rodentia; Chinchillidae. The transcript is spliced from 5 exons.